AUGUUCGAGUGCACAAAUUCUGAGUUCAUGGCCCGCCUCGAAAGCUGGGGCCGCGAGUUUGCCUUGAGUAUGGUGGGACGGGUAUGGCCUGCCGCCAUCUACCGGCAGCACAGGUUGCAAGUGGCUUACAUCCAGGAGUAUUUCAAGGCGAGGGCGAACGCCACCGAGGCCGAACUGGGACGCUUGAGGCAGCUGUCGGAGAAGGCGCCCGAUCCUGAAGAUGCACAGGAUCAAGUUCUGCAAGACCUUCGCCAGUUUUUCGACUGCAUCCUCCAGGACCCACAGGUGAAGAUCGUGGAUUUGGCUGGGGGUCCAGGAUGUUGCGCUGCAGGCGCCUGGCGCUUCUUUACUGGCAGCAUGGGGUGCUGCGCUGUCGAGGCAACCGUUGCAGACCCUGUCGAGGAGUGGUCAUGGUGCCACAAGCUGCUGGGGCUGCAGUUUCGGCCCUGUGCCAGCUUGUCGGAUAUGCUUCUGGAGGACUGCACCUUCACCGCCGAUGUCGUCCUUCUCGGCUGGGCCAUGAACUUCGCUUCGGCGAGCUUCUUUGAUCGUCUUCGGAUGGCCUUCAACCAGCGUUCGACUUUUCUGCCGGGAUCGAGGUCUCAGGCGCUGGUCAUCGUCAUGGACAGGCGUCUUGACCACCUUUCCUUCAAGGACAAGCGCGAAAAGGAGCUGCAGAAGCCUGGAGUCUUCCAGAAGGAUUACGGUGCCAACGUGUGCUAUUCCUGGGUGUUGAGAAGCCCACCACCUCUUGCCUCCUGA
Symbiodinium sp. CCMP2456 is the source of this 762-nucleotide messenger RNA. NCBI's taxonomy places the organism in Eukaryota, Dinophyceae, Suessiales, Symbiodiniaceae. The record is from the annotation of a GenBank genome assembly.